GAGAAACGAAGCGAUCAGUGUGAGCUUGGCCACUAGUGAGACAGGGUGUGCUCCGUCUGUGUCCCAAGGACGCUCGGCAGGCCAGGGCGGAAGGGCGCGACAAGAGGCCAGGAAGGAUGGGGAAGCAGGGGCAGACCGGAGGAACCCUUGUGUCAUGUACCAAGUCUCUUCUUAUGACCUUCAAUGUGUUGUUCUGGAUCCUAGGCGCCGUGGUGCUGGCUACCGGGAUCCUAGUGAAAGUGGAGGUGUACAAGUAUGUGGAGGUGUCUCGUGAUUUCUCUGCCACUGCUCCCUACGUCCUGGUGGGCACUGGGGGCUUCAUGCUACUGCUGGGGCUGCUGGCGUGUUGCUGUACCGCCAAGGGACAGCCGGUUCUGCUAUAUAUUUACGCGGCCUUCCUGCUGGUGAUUCUGGUCAUCCUGGUGGGGUCCGGCGUGAGCACGUGGGCCUUCAGGAAGCACCUCAAGGCAGGCUACGAGGACGGCCUCACGCGCGCCCUUACGGAGUACGAGAGAAACCCUGCCGUUAUGAGCGCCGUCAACACCCUACAGAACAUGCUGUCGUGUUGCGGGAUUCAGAACGCGAGUGAUUGGGUGGCGAUGCCCUAUGGACAAAGCCACGACCCGCCCCAGCCUCUCUCCUGCUGCAGGGAGACGAGAGACGCAGUGUGUGUCGCCCUCCACCCUCAGGGUUGCUACACCACCGUGGUUCAGUUCCUGGAGGGCAGCACAGGUGUUCUGCUCAUCGUGGCCCUCAGCAUCGCAAGCUUCCAGUUCUUCGGCGUGGUGCUCGCUUGCUGCCUUGCUCGUGGGAUCAACAAAGCGAAGUAUGAACAGGUCUGAGGACGCGCCCCGCUCCCCCGCCCACUGCCCCACCCAUCGGACGGCCAGUACGCCCACGCCUACACCCACCCAGCCCGCCCGCAGCCCCACGCAACCAUAGGGAGGAGCUUAUCAGGGGGCGCGCGCUCCCUUCCACGUCCUGCUGUCCGCCCCACGCCCCCCGAAACCUCCUUCCAUGUGUGAGGCUUCGAAACUCCCCCGUGAAGCUCCGAAUCGCGCCCUGUGAAGCCUCCGAAGCCUCAGUGAAGCAUAAUUUGUCCCUAUCCUGAUCUAAGGGAGGGGGUGAUGGGGCGUGCUCUGGGGGUGGGGAGUGGGGAGUGGGUGUGUCUGGGCUGGUGGGUGCGGGAGUGGGGAGAGGUGGGGAGUGUGUUGGGGAGUGAUCGAAAGGGGAGGAGUUAAAUGUAAAUGUUGAGAUAAUUAUUAUUAUUAUUUUUUUUAAGGAUUGUACUGUUGUAGAAAGGAACACGAUGGAACACAAAGGAAUGACAAACAUCAGCAGGAGAGAGAGAGAGAGAGAGAGAGAGAGAGAGAGAGAGAGAGAGAGAGAGAGAGAGAGAGAGAGAGAGAGAGAGAGAGAA
Molecule: messenger RNA, 1420 nt
Organism: Scylla paramamosain (green mud crab)
Lineage: Eukaryota; Metazoa; Arthropoda; Malacostraca; Decapoda; Portunidae
Product: tetraspanin-7-like
Exons: 7
Coding region: 117-842 (241 amino acids)
Cellular component (GO): plasma membrane
Source: RefSeq, a predicted model, not a curated record